AGCAGCAGCAAGGGGAGCUGCGGCAUCAUGUCGGCCGUGUUCCCCACCGCGGUUCUCUGUGUGUACGGGUUCUUCUCCAGCAUGAGACCGUCCGAACCAUUCCUCACCGCCUACCUGAUGGGACCGGACCAGAACCUGACGGAGACCCAGGUCGUCAAUGAAAUUUAUCCAAUAUGGACGUACUCCUACCUGGUUCUCCUGUUCCCAGUCUUCCUGGUGACAGACUUUCUCUGUUACAAGCCGGUGUUGGUGCUGCAGGCCUCCAGCCUGGUGGUUACCUACACCAUGUUGUGGAAGGCUCGGGGCAUGCUGGCCAUGCAGCUCCUGGAGUUUUUCUUUGGCCUGGCCACGGCGACAGAGGUGGCGUACUACUCGUACAUCUACAGUGUGGUGGAGUCGACGCACUACCAAAGAGUGACGGGUUUCUGUCGCAGCGUCACUCUGCUGGGCUCAGCUGCCGGCUCUCUGAUCGGUCAGCUGCUUCUGUCUGUGGCCGAAGUUCAUCUGCUGCACCUGGUCAUCGUCACCAUGGCGUCGGCUGCAGUGGCCUUCAUCGCCCCCUGGUUUCUCCCUAUGCCCAAAAGGAGUUUGUUCUUUCACAAGAAUCCAGUAGAGGUGGAGGAGCGAGCAUGCAUCAGAAGCAGCACCUCCCAGACGUUCCAGGUGGAGGACUCGGAGUCCAUGGUCUCCAGGUCCUCCAAGCCAGCAGGUGGCAGCAGAGGUCUCAUCGAGGUGUUACAGAUGUUGUUCAGUGACUUCCUACAGUGCUACAGAUGUCGCCCCCUGCUGGCCUGGUCAGUGUGGUGGGCUCUGGCUACAUGUGGCUACUUCCUGAUCCUCAACUACGUCCAGGCGCUGUGGGAGACCAUCCGUCCGUCCCGUGACCACGUCAUCUACAACGGAUACGUAGAGACGCUGUCCACGCUGCUCGGAGCUGUGGCAGCUCUGCUGGUGGGCUGCCUGCCGGUGUCCUGGUCUCUGUGGGGAGAGCUGGUUCUGUGUGUCCUGUCCCUGCUCAUGGCUGUGUGUGUGUUUGCCAUGGAUCUGCUGAAGAACAUCUGGGUGUGUUACGGCCUGUACAUCCUCUUCAGAACCAUCUACAUGCUGCUCAUCACCGUGGCCACAUACCAGAUCGCAGCCAGCCUCAGCAUGCAGCGCUACGCUCUGGUGUUUGGCGUCAACACCUUCGUGGCUCUGCUUCUCCAAACCCUGCUCACUGUGAUUGUGGUGGACUCUGCAGGACUCGGCCUCGAUGUCUACUCUCAGUUUCUGAUCUACGGGACCUAUUUUGCUGUCAUCUCUGUGAUCUUCCUCCUUGCCGGGCUCUGCAGACUGAUGUCCAUGAGGAGGUCCAAGGAGGAAGUCUUGGCUGGAGUUCAAGCAGCGUCCAACCCUCCUGCAAACGGGGAAAUGUUGUACUUGUAAACACCCUUCACCAGUGGUUUGUAGCCAGCAGGUGACUCUGCUUUGACUUUAUUUACCUCCUUACAAAACGUCCA
Messenger RNA from Nematolebias whitei (Rio pearlfish), 1499 nucleotides. It is a transcript of the gene slc19a2, whose product is annotated as solute carrier family 19 member 2. Gene Ontology annotation, molecular function: vitamin transmembrane transporter activity. Bases 28 to 1425 code for a protein of 465 amino acids. The record is from RefSeq and is a predicted model, not a curated record. Lineage: Eukaryota; Metazoa; Chordata; Actinopteri; Cyprinodontiformes; Rivulidae. The transcript is spliced from 6 exons. Gene Ontology annotation, biological process: vitamin transport; transmembrane transport. Gene Ontology annotation, cellular component: plasma membrane.